Molecule: messenger RNA, 5748 nt
Organism: Trichechus manatus latirostris (Florida manatee)
Lineage: Eukaryota; Metazoa; Chordata; Mammalia; Sirenia; Trichechidae
Gene: ADAMTS20
Product: ADAM metallopeptidase with thrombospondin type 1 motif 20
Exons: 39
Coding region: 1-5748 (1915 amino acids)
Biological process (GO): extracellular matrix organization; proteolysis
Cellular component (GO): extracellular matrix
Molecular function (GO): zinc ion binding; metalloendopeptidase activity
Source: RefSeq, a predicted model, not a curated record
AUGCGGGUGGCCAAGUGGCUGAUGGGGCUGCUCUACCAGCUCUCGCUCUUCAUCACCAGAUCUUGGGAAGUUCACUUUCACCCAAGGCAAGAAGCCCUGGUGAGGUCACUGGCCUCCUACGAAGUGGUGACCCCCGCUCGGGUCAAUGAGUUCGGGGAAGUGUUCCCUCAGAACCACCACUUCAGCCGGAGGAAGCGCAGCCCCGAGGCGCUAGAGCUCACGCCGUUCAGGACCCAUUACCGCAUCAACGCCUAUGGGCAACUCUUCCAGUUGAACCUGAGCGCCGACGCGGCUUUCCUGGCCGGGGGCUACACGGUGGUGCACUUGGGAGCCCCCGCGCGCGGGGCAGAGGAACGCAGCGCGGCGCCCCCAGACCUGCGCCACUGCUUCUACCGCGGCCAGGUUAACGCGAGGGAGGAUCACAGGGCCGUCUUCAGCCUCUGUGGAGGCCUGAUGGGAACAUUUAAAGCACAUGAUGGUGAAUAUUUCCUAGAACCUAUAAUGAAGGCAGAUGGGAGUGAACAUGAAGAUGAUCACAACAAGCCACAUCUUAUAUACAGACAGGAGUUAAAGAGAAACCAUUUUCUGCAACCUCACAAUUCUUGUGAAGUUUCAGAAAGUCAAAUAAAGAAAAUCACUUUACCCUUUCAUAACUAUAGCAGCAUGAAUGAAGAUGUUAAUAUCAAUAAGGAAACAAUUUUACAAUACCCUUCAAAAAAUGUAUCACUGGAGGAUGAAACAAGUCAGUUACAUUCCAGGAAAAAACGUUUUUUAUCAUAUCCAAGAUAUGUGGAAGUUAUGGUUACAGCUGAUGCUAAAAUGGUUCGCCAUCAUGGACAGAAUUUACAGCACUACAUACUAACUCUAAUGUCAAUUGUUGCAGCAAUCUAUAAGGACUCAAGUAUUGGAAAUCUUAUAAAUAUAGUAAUUGUAAAAUUAGUUGUAAUCCACAAUGAGCAGGAAGGACCAGUCAUCAGUUUUAAUGCAGCUACCACUUUACGCAACUUUUGUUUAUGGCAACAAACUCAGAACGUGAUUGAUGAUGCCCACCCUUCCCACCAUGAUACUGCUGUUCUCAUCACUAGGGAAGACAUUUGUGGAGCCAGAGAGAAAUGUGACACAUUAGGUUUAGCAGAAUUAGGUACCCUGUGUGAUCCUUUACGGAGCUGCUCUAUUAGUGAGGAAAAUGGACUCAGUGCUGCCUUUACUAUAGCUCAUGAGCUUGGGCACGUAUUUAAUGUUCCACACGAUGAUAGUUUUAAAUGUAAGGAGACUGGAAUUAAACAUCAGUAUCAUGUAAUGGCCCCAAGUUUAAAUUACCACACGAGUCCUUGGACCUGGUCAAAAUGUAGUCAGAAAUAUAUCACUGAAUUCCUAGAUACUGGUCAUGGGGAAUGCCUCCUUGACAAACCAAAUGGAAGAAUAUAUGAUCUGUCUUCACAACUUCCUGGAUUGAUGUAUGAUGUAAACAAGCAGUGUGAACUUAUGUUUGGUCCUGGCUCACAAGUCUGUCCCUAUUUGAAACAGUGCAGACGUCUCUGGUGCACAAGCGCAGAAGGAGUUCACAAGGGCUGUCGGACUCAACACAUGCCACUGGCAGAUGGAACGAACUGUGGUCCUGGGAUGCAUUGCCACCAUGGACUAUGUGUAAACAAAGAUAUGGAAGCACGUCCUGUAGAUGGUGAAUGGGGACCAUGGGGACCUUAUAGUUCUUGUUCAAGAACAUGUGGAGGUGGAAUCAAAAGCACAACCAGGCUCUGUAAUCGCCCCGAGCCAAGAAACGGAGGAAAAUACUGUGUGGGCCGCAGGAUGAAAUUUCGAUCAUGUAAUACUGAUUCCUGUCCAAAAGGCAAGCAAGACUUUCGAGGGAAGCAGUGCUCUGAUUUUGAUGGUAAACAUUUCAACAUCAAUGGUCUUACUCCCAAUGUGAGGUGGCUUCCAAAGUAUAGUGGGAUUGCCAUAAAAGAUCGCUGUAAACUCUAUUGUCGGGUUGCCGGAACCACUAAUUUCUACCAGUUGAAGGAUAGGGUUGCUGAUGGUACUCCUUGUGGAACUGAAACUAAUGACAUCUGUGUUCAAGGCCUAUGUCGGCAAGCUGGCUGCGAUCAUGUGUUAAACUCUAAGGCCAAGAGAGACAAAUGUGGAGUGUGUGGUGGAGAUAACUCUUCUUGCAGGAUGAUGGCUGGUGUCUUCAAUAGUGCUCAUUAUGGUUAUAAUGUUGUAGUAAAGAUUCCCACUGGAGCAACAAACAUUGACAUUCUUCAGCACAGCUAUUCUGGAAAUCCAGAAGAUGACAAUUACCUUGCACUAUCUGACACUCAAGGGAAUUUUCUUUUGAAUGGAAAUUUUGUUGUAAGUAUGUCAAAAAAAGAAAUCAAAAUACAAGGAGCUAUUUUUGAAUACAGCGGUUCAAACAACUCAAUUGAGAGAAUUAAUAGUACUGAUCGACUUGAAGAAGAACUUGUUUUGCAGGUUUUGUGUGUAGGUAAUUUAUAUAACCCUGAUGUACAUUAUUCCUUCAAUAUCCCUAUGGAAGAGAAGAGCGAACUGUUUACAUGGGAUCCGUAUGGACCAUGGCAAGACUGUACCAAAAUGUGUCAAGGUCUUCAUAGAAGAAAAAUUACCUGCAUACGUAAGAGUGAUCGUAUGGUAGUGUCUGAUCAAAGAUGUGAACACUUAUCUCUUCCUUUGUUUGUGACUGAAAAGUGCAAUACAGAUUGUGAACUAAGGUGGCACAUUAUUGGCAAAAGUGAAUGUUCAUCCCAUUGUGGUCAAGGAUAUAGGUCCAUGGAUGUCCACUGCAUGAAGUAUUCCAUUCAUGAAGGACAGACUGUUCCAGUAGAUGACCACUACUGUGGUGACCAGCUUAAACCUCCUACCCGGGAACACUGCCAUGGUGUCUGUGUCUUAACAAGGUGGCAUUAUUCAGAAUGGUCCCAGUGUUCCAGAAGUUGUGGAGGAGGUGAAAGGUCUCGAGAAUCCUACUGUGUAAAUAACUUUGGCCAUCGUCUUACUGAUAGAGAAUGCCAAGAGCUUCCCCGAGUAACAGUAGAGAAUUGCAAUGAAUUUCCCUGUCCCAGUUGGGCUACUAGUGAGUGGAGUGAGUGCUUUGUUACAUGUGGACCAGGAACAAAGCAGCGGCAGGUAUGGUGUCAACUGCAUGAAGAUCGCUUGAGCGAUGGCUUCUGUAAUCCAAAUAUCAAACCUGAAUCUCUGAGACCAUGUGAGCUCCGUAAAUGUGCUUCCUGGCAAGUAGGACCAUGGGGUUCUUGCACAGCCAUAUGUGGACAUGGCUAUCAGAUGCGUGCUGUUAAAUGUGUCAACGAGCUCUUUAGUGCAGUGUUAGAUGACAGAGAGUGCGGUGGAGCUGGUCGCCCAAGUGACAGGCAGGACUGUAUAGUUACACUGUGCCCAAUUAUCCCUAAAACUGGAGCUAGUUCAUUACCUGCUCUUCCUAUGGAGAAGAUAGCACAAUGGCGAUAUGGUUCUUGGACCCCAUGCUCCGUGUCUUGUGGAAGAGGCAAUCAAGCUCGCUAUGUAAGCUGUCGUGAUGUUCAUGAUGGAAUAGCAGAUGAAUCAUAUUGUGCCCAUUUACCCCGACCUCCUGAAAUAUCUGUCUGUUUUAGCCCUUGCGGGGAAUGGCAAGCAGGGAGCUGGUCACCUUGUUCAGCAUCCUGUGGCAAUGGAAAAACAACUCGACAAGUUUUAUGCAUCAACUACCAUCAGGAGAUUAAUGAGGAUUACUGUGACCCUGAAGUUCGCCCUUUAAGAGAACAAGAAUGUAACCUGGCAGCCUGCCCACCCACAUACAGCCACUUUCCAGGUUCCUCUGAACAGCCAAGCCAUUCUCCAGGCAGAAAUUUUCCAUUAACUCACAAACCAGAAGAUAAUCAAAAUCUGGGGUUCCAUCCAUCAAUCAGAGGAAACCAAUGGAGAACAGGACCAUGGGGAUCAUGUUCUAGUAGUUGUGCCGGAGGUCUUCAGCAUAGAGUUGUGGUGUGCCAGGAUGAAAAUGGACAGAGUGCCAGUUACUGUACUGCAGCCUCCAAGCCCCCAGAGUCAAAGCUCUGUGAUUCAGGACCUUGUCCACGAUGGAACUACGGCAGCUGGGGAGAGUGUACACAAACAUGUGGAGGAGGAAUAAAAUCAAGAUUCGUAAUAUGUCAGUUUCCCAAUGGCCAAAUGUCAGAAGAGCAAAACUGUGAAAUCUUAAACAAGCCACCUAGUGUGACACAAUGUCAUGUGCAUGCUUGCCCUGAUGAUGUUUCAUGGCAUCGGGGACCAUGGAAAUCGUGCUCAGCUUCCUGUGGUAAAGGUAUAAAGUAUCGUGAGGUACUUUGCAUUGACCAGUUACAAGGAAAAUUAGAAGAAAAGUAUUGCAGUCAUCUACAGAGACCUCGAACUCACAAAGUUUGUAGAUCUGGCAGAUGUCCUUCAUGGAAAGCUAAUAGAUGGAAGGAGUGCUCUGUAACUUGCGGCCCUGGGAUUCAGCAAAGGGAUGUGUACUGCAGACUGAAAGGCGUUGGUCGAGUGGCUGAAGAAAUGUGCGAUCCGUCCACCCAGCCUCAUUUUCAGAGGCGAUGUUGGCAUGAGGACUGUGUGCAGUACAGGUGGAUUGCAGGACAUUGGCAAGAUUGUUUGGCAUCAUGUAAGAGAAAAGAGACACAUCGACAAGUGAAGUGUAUUGAUGCACAAAAUUUUCCAGCCAAUGAAAGUUUCUGUGAUCCUUCAACCAGACCUCUUUCAAUCAAAAAGUGCAGGAACCCACCCUGCACAUAUAUUGUGGUGACCAGAGACUCAUCACAGUGUGCAGAUAACUGUGGAUUCAGUUACCAACAAAGGAUUACAUAUUGCAUUGGGAUCCGGUCUACUGAGAAAAAUAAACUCCAUCAGCUUCAGCCUAUAGACUAUCGAGAGUGCCCUGUGCUGCUUUCCCCUCAGGUUUACAAAUGCAAUUUUAGGAGCUGUUUACAUGUGGCCACUUGGAGAGUUGGAAAAUGGAGCAAGUGCUCAGUGACUUGCGGAGUUGGGAUAAUGGAGAGAAGAGUGGAAUGCAUGGCUGAAAAUGGUUGGUCCAGUGACUUAUGUUUAAAGCGUUUAAAACCAGAUGCUCAAAAGAAAUGUUAUGUCAAUGACUGUAAAACAUUUACCAGCUGCAAAGAAAUCCAAGUGAAAAACAACAUUAAGAAGGAUGGUGAAUAUUACCUUAACAUUAAGGGAAGAACAAUAAAGAUUCAUUGUGCAGGCAUGCAGUUGGAGAAUCCCGAGGAAUAUAUAUCAUUGGUCAAAGGUGAAGAAGACAACUUUUCUGAAGUAUAUGGCUUUAGACUACAAAAUCCAUAUGAAUGCCCUUUCAAUGGGAGUAGGAGGCAAGACUGUGAAUGUAAAAAUGACUAUCUGGCCGCUGGAUACACUGUCUUCAGCAAAAUAAGGAUUGACCUCACUUCUAUGCAAAUUAAAACUACAGACCUUCUUUUUUCCCAGACAAUAUUUGGAAAAGCAGUUCCAUUUGCCACAGCUGGAGAUUGCUAUAGUGCUGCCAGAUGUCCACAGGGACAGUUCAGUAUUAAUUUGGCAGGAACUGGGAUGAAGAUAUCCAGCACAGUGAAAUGGCUUGCUCAAGGGAGUUAUGCCUCUGUCAUCAUACACAGAUCACAGGACGGAACCAAAGUCUAUGGCAGAUGUGGAGGGUUCUGUGGAAAGUGUGUUCCUCACAUGACUACUGGUCUUCCAAUUCAAGUAAUAUGA